This is a messenger RNA of Rotaria socialis, 768 nucleotides long. NCBI's taxonomy places the organism in Eukaryota, Metazoa, Rotifera, Eurotatoria, Philodinida, Philodinidae. The record is from the annotation of a GenBank genome assembly.
AUGGCACGUUUAGCUGGUAAAGUAGCAUGUGUCACUGCGUCCACCGACGGAAUCGGUUUUGCUAUUGCCCACCGAUUAGCUCGUGAAGGUGCACGCGUCGUUAUUUCCAGUCGCAAAGCAAAUAAUGUUCAAACGGCAGUUGACAAAUUGAAAAAUGAAAAACUCGAUAUCCAUGGCACUGUUUGUCAUGUAAGCAAAAGUGAUGAUCGAACACGUUUAUUAAAUGAAACCAUGGAAAAAUAUGGUAAAUUAGAUAUAUUAGUAUCUAAUGCUGCAAUAAGUCCAGUAUUUGGAAAUAUUCUAGAAACACAAGAAUCCGAAUGGGAUAAAAUAUUUGAUGUUAACGUUAAAGCUGCUUUUUUUCUAAUUAAAGAAGCAAUACCAUAUCUUGAAAAACAAAAAAAUAGUUCGAUUAUUAUUGUGUCUAGUAUAGCUGGUUACAGUCCAUUUGAACUCAUUGGUGCUUAUUCCGUAUCUAAAACUGCAUUACUUGGCUUAACAAAAGCGCUUGUUAACCCAUGCACAGAAAAAGGUAUUCGCAUUAAUGCUAUUGCUCCAGGAGUUAUCAAAACAAAAUUCAGUCAAGCAUUAUGGAACAAUGAUGAAGCUAAAACAUCUGAAGUGAUACCGUUCCAUGGAUGUGCAAUGGGUCGAGUUGGUACACCUGAUGAAUGUGCUAGUACAGUGGCAUUUCUUGCUAGUAACGAUGCAUCAUAUAUUACUGGCGAAACAAUUGUCGUUGGUGGUGGCAUGUCAAGUCAUCUUUAA